Molecule: messenger RNA, 939 nt
Organism: Lathyrus oleraceus (garden pea)
Lineage: Eukaryota; Viridiplantae; Streptophyta; Magnoliopsida; Fabales; Fabaceae
Exons: 3
Coding region: 1-939 (312 amino acids)
Source: RefSeq, a predicted model, not a curated record
AUGCCGUUGUCGAAUACUUCAAUAGCGGCGUUGAGGCAGCAAAUGGAUGAUAAUAAUCAUGAGUUGGUUAAUAUGUUAACUAAUCAAAUGGGUACAGUUUUUAAUCCUGUGAUACAUGAAUCUGCUGAAACAAAUAGGCAGAUGGCUAAUCAAUUGACACGCUUAUGUAACUUCCUAGGGGCACCGGCUCGACAGACGACACAAGUGGUUAGGCAAACCAUUCAUGUUCAAGUAGAGACAAGGGCAGCAGAAGAUGAGACAGUCCAUGAGGGACAAAUCCUUAGACCCCAACAAAAUCAAGGCGUUGAGUCAGGAGUAGCAGGACGUAACCAGAUGGUGAAUGGUAUGAGUGCCACAUUGCAAAGGCCACUAUAUGCUUCCCCAUUGGCUGAAUUUAUUCUCCAAAUCGAGGCACCUGGAGGAAUGAAAAUGCCUAAAUACACUAAGUUUGGGGGAGAAUCUGGGCACUCCAAAAUCAGUUUGGCGGAAUUGUCUAGCAUUAAGAGAAGGUUUGCUGAGAGUAUUGACGAACAUCUGAAUAGAUUUAGAUCAUUAAAGGGCAGGUGCUUUACGCAAGUACCAGAACAUGAACUUGUUCAAAUGGCUGCUGGGGGGUUAGAUUAUUCCAUUAGGAAGAAAAUAGACUCAACCUUUGUAAAGAGUAUGUCACAAUUGGCUAAUAGAGUUCGACAUCUCGAACGGCUAAGGUUAGAAAAGGUUAGACAUAGUAAGGCUAAGAAGGAAAAAAUAGCUUUCGUCGAUUAUGACGCGACAUAUCCAAUCAAUGAGGUUGAUUAUGCCUCAUCGACCGAAUUAGAAAUUGACGUGGCUGAGUUAAAGCCAGAAUCUUCUUAUGAGUGUCAGUUAUUAUUUCCUGCACAAGGGAAAAAUCAUGUCGAAAACAAUCCAAAAUUCCCUUCAAAAAAGUUAUACAUUUGA